Messenger RNA from Periophthalmus magnuspinnatus, 1078 nucleotides. RefSeq names its product F-box only protein 50-like. Gene Ontology annotation, molecular function: ubiquitin protein ligase activity. Lineage: Eukaryota; Metazoa; Chordata; Actinopteri; Gobiiformes; Gobiidae. Gene Ontology annotation, cellular component: cytoplasm; SCF ubiquitin ligase complex. Bases 104 to 814 code for a protein of 236 amino acids. Gene Ontology annotation, biological process: SCF-dependent proteasomal ubiquitin-dependent protein catabolic process; glycoprotein catabolic process. The transcript is spliced from 6 exons. The record is from RefSeq and is a predicted model, not a curated record.
UAAUGGGCGUGGCGUGUGGCGCAGUUCAUUUCAGCAUAAAAGAAUAAAAAAAUGUGUAGCUCAAGACUGUAAAACUGUAUUUGUGAGAGUAACCCAUAGAAGCAUGUCCUCCGGGGAGUGGAAGAAGAAGUGCGAGGAUGAGUGGGGUCUGCAGGGCGCGCCGAUGCCUGACAACGUGGACUGGAGAUCUGUUUAUGAAGCCAAACCGUUCAACAGAAACUUACUGAAGAAUCCAUCUCCCUACGCGGUUCGUCAUGACAGCGGGUCCGGUGAAGGGGGCUUGUCUGAAGUGCCUCCUCGUCGGGGUCUUUGUAUUCCUGGAUUUAUAGAAGGAGACUUCAGUGACUGGACUACGAGCACAGAGGAUAUUCCCUCUGACUUGAGUGGAAUCCCCAAAGGAGCUGUGGUCUGUGCUAUGGCUAAAUAUAGCUGGCAUAUUAUGGAGCAGAUGGUCGACUUGAAGGCUGAAGGACUGUGGGAGGAACUACUUGAUGAAUAUCGACCUGAAAUUGUGAUCCAAGACUGGUAUGAAGAAAGCUCUCUUCAUGAUUUCAUAUAUCAGCUUCAUGUGAAGUUACUGGGAGCAGACAAAACUAGUGUCAUUGCUGAGCACACAUUUAACCCCACUGAGGAACGUGGUGCUUACUCUCGCAAUCACAAAUGGAAGGAAGUGUCGCACGUGUUCUCCAGCUAUGGCCCUGGAGUGAGACACGUUCAUUUUUUGCACAGACUGAAGAACCAGUUUCUGAACGGAUUUUACACCACAGCAUCCAGUGGCAGCGCAGUUAUUGUGAGACCAGUUAAAUCCUACUGAAAGAUAUCAAUUGUAUUAUAGUCUCGAAGACUCGUUAGUCGUUACACAGACUAUAGAUCUUUUAAAACUACCUAAACCAUCUGUAUUUACACCACACAUAUCUACAUUUUUAUGUUUUAUGCAUAUAUAUUAAAAAAACACGAAAUGCAAUCUUUUUGUUGCAUUAUAAUUAAUUACAAUAUUACAGGCUAUUCUCACUCUAUGAACACUGCAUGAACUGUCACUGUAAUUACUCAGAUGUGCACAAUUAAAAUAUAAGUGUCC